Molossus molossus (Pallas's mastiff bat) is the source of this 1680-nucleotide messenger RNA. RefSeq names its product general transcription factor IIIA (gene GTF3A). Gene Ontology annotation, cellular component: nucleus. Lineage: Eukaryota; Metazoa; Chordata; Mammalia; Chiroptera; Molossidae. Bases 1 to 1470 code for a protein of 489 amino acids. The record is from RefSeq and is a predicted model, not a curated record. The transcript is spliced from 10 exons.
AUGUCUGUCAAAUCACCUGGAGAUCUCUUUGAUCUCUUAAAUCUGAGGUUGUGGUUUCGAAUGAUGCUGCUGGUCCACAGACCACAUUUUGAGCAGCAAGGCCUUAGGCGCCUUUUUCCGUGGAGGAGGGCAGGAGAGACGCAGGCCCAGGAAAGGCUUCCCGGAGCAUGCGCGAACGCUUCGCCGCGCGGGGGGGGGAGCCUGCUGCACUGCGCAGGCGCUGCAGUCCCGCCCCUCCGGGGGAGGCGUGCGCGCCGCAAUCCCGGAAGUGCGCCGAGCCCGGCUGGGAGUCCUGGCGGAGCCCGCCCGGCGUGGCCAGCGCCCUCGGGUUCCCCGCACGUGGCUCAGCACGUGGCUGAGCGCCUGCCCCUGGGCGCCCUGGAGCCGCCGGCAUCAGCCGGCGAGACGGUGUCAUCCCUGAUCAUCGUCGACGCGUUCGUUGGGGCCGGCGAGAGCGCUGCCCCGCCGCUCCCCGCCCCUGCCAGGAGGUUCAUCUGCUCCUUCCCGAACUGCAGCGCCAAUUACAACAAGGCCUGGAAGCUAGACGCGCACCUGUGCAAGCACACGGGGGAGAGACCAUUUGUUUGUGACCAUGAAGGGUGUGGCAAAGCCUUUGUCAGGGACUACCACCUGAGCCGCCAUGCCCUGCUUCACACUGGAGAAAAGCCUUUUGUUUGUGCAGCUAGUGGCUGUGACCAAAAAUUCAACACAAAGUCAAACUUGAAGAAACAUUUUGAACGCAAACAUGAAAAUCAGCAAAAAAAAUAUGUAUGCACUUUUGAAGGUUGUGAGAAGACCUUUAAGAAACAUCAGCAGCUGAAAACCCAUCAGUGCCAGCAUACCAAUGAACCACUGUUCAGGUGCACCCACGAGGGCUGUGGAAAACACUUUGCGUCACCCAGCAGGCUGAAGCGACAUGGGAAGGUCCAUGAGGGUUAUAAAUGUCAAAAAGGAUGUUCCUUUGUGGCAAAAACAUGGACAGAGCUUCUGAAACAUGGGAGAGAAACCCAUAAAGAGGAAACGGUAUGUGAAGUGUGCCGGAAGACAUUCAAACGCAAAGACUACCUGAAGCAACAUAUGAAAAUGCAUAACCCAGAAAGGGCCGUGUGUCGAUGCCCAAGAGAAGGCUGUGGUAGAACCUACACAACUGUGUUCAAUCUCCAGAGCCACAUUCUCUCAUUUCAUGAGGAAAGGCGGCCGUUUGUGUGUGAGCACGCUGGCUGCGGCAAAACCUUUGCCAUGAAACAAAGUCUCACUAGACAUGCCGUUGUGCAUGACCCUGACAAAAAGAAAAUGAAGCUCCAAGUAAAACGGGCUCGUGGGAAACGGAGUUUGUCCUCCCACCUCAGUGGAUACAUCCCUCCUAAAGGGAAACGAGAACAUGGCCUGUCUCUGCCUAAGACCGGAGCGUUGCUGAACUGCGCUGAAGACAAGGUGCUGUCGACGGUUGCAGUCCUUACCCUCAGCUAAGCACCCAGCUGCUGUCGGGCCCGCCGGCUCAGUUACAGGCAGGCCUCAGAGCGGGCUGGUUCCAGACCGCCACCACAGACGUGUAGUGCAAUAAAGCAAGUGGAAAUGUUUUUGCUGGUGGAGGGCCUUGCCUUCUGUUUGUAAAAAAAUGCAACAUCUAUGAAGCAUGGUGAAGUGAAGCACAAUAAAACAAAGUAUGCCUGUAUUUUC